AUGUCGUACUUUUUCUUCUUCUGCAACAUAAUUCCUGGACUUCUCUCUGCUUCUAUGCGAAUUCUAAAGGGCAUGCUUUUAGGAGUGAUUUUCAUCUCUCGUAUAGAUCGAACAUCACUGGUGCAGGGUUUCCAGGCUUGGGACAAAGGUACGUAGCACGCACCCAGUACAAGCAAUUUAUAAGUGGCAGAGGCUAUGUGAAGUGAGAUAUACAACAUUCAGACCUAUUCUGCUGCCAAGUUGCUAACUAUUUCCUAAGACAGCUUUUAACCAAUUAAUUAAUGUCUUUAAGACUUCAGUGACGAAAGGAAGGUCGAGCAGAAAUUCUUUAGUGACAAGAUCCAACAAAUUGCCCAGAACGCAGCAAACGGUAGUGGCUUCGUAGCGAUUCGUAAUAGAUUCACGUCUAAUUGUUCGAGAGCGUUGCACGAGAUUUACAGAGUUCUCAUUAUGCUAACUAGAGCAUAACCUAUGGGAUCCUUGACAACCUUUCUUAAUUUUCUUUCUAGCUUUUGUCGCAUACCUUGGUUUUGUGACUGUGCUGGUUGCCCACAGACAACCCGUGAUGCUGGUGUUCUGUCAGUUGCUUAUUGACAGACAAAAAGAUCAUCAGCUCCUGGAAGAGUGUAAGUAA
Messenger RNA from Pocillopora meandrina, 634 nucleotides. The record is from the annotation of a GenBank genome assembly. NCBI's taxonomy places the organism in Eukaryota, Metazoa, Cnidaria, Anthozoa, Scleractinia, Pocilloporidae.